This is a messenger RNA of Electrophorus electricus (electric eel), 3849 nucleotides long. RefSeq names its product centrosome assembly and centriole elongation protein (gene cpap). Gene Ontology annotation, molecular function: tubulin binding. Lineage: Eukaryota; Metazoa; Chordata; Actinopteri; Gymnotiformes; Gymnotidae. The record is from RefSeq and is a predicted model, not a curated record. Gene Ontology annotation, cellular component: centrosome; centriole. Gene Ontology annotation, biological process: centriole elongation; cilium assembly.
GUUUUGUUAUGGCGGUAUGUUUCGAAACUUGUCCGAAGUUGAAACGUCAACUGAAAACUUUAAAUACCCAACUCACCAACGCAACCCAAGGUAGCUAGCUAGCUAGCUAGCUAACGAACGACACUACGGUUUGUCUACAAGUCGUUGUUGCUAGGGAAAAUGUCCUCUCCAUCUGGGAUACAGUCUCACAUCCUCUCUCGGUGGAUACCAAGUAGUUCCCGGGCCGGAGUCAUCCUAAGCGGCUCCCCGGGGGGAGCCGGGUCUGGCAGAAGCAGCUGCGGUGCGUCGUUGGAGGACUCUUUCUGCUCCCAGUUCGUCCCGCUGCCAGGGUCCCGCAGUAGCAGCGGCGUUGCGUCGUUGGAGGACUCUUUCUCCUCCCAGUUCGUCCCGCUGCCAGGGUCCCGUAGUAGUAGCAGCUGCACUGGCGUACACUCGGUGGUGCUAAAGGAAACCUCGACAGACGCAGAGACGGAACCUUCGCACCUUGAAAUGGACAGUGUUCGUAAUAUUUUGGGAAACGCACAAGAGCUUCCGCUGAUCACCAAACUCGAGCAGCUGAAGCAGUUGCAGCAGCACAUGCAAGCACAGCUAAAAGCACAUCAGCUGGAGCAGCUACACAAACUCCAGAAUGAACAGCAGACACUAAUGGGAAUGGUUCAGUCUGCCACAGUUUCAGCACCUCCAUGCUCAGCAGAUCACAGUUGUGGAAAUCGGCAAAGUCCCGUGCUGUCGCAGCCACUCCAAAAAACACCUCUGCUGCCCCUUGACAAAUUGGAGAGGACUCUUGAGUCAAGGGUGUGGAAUCAUGAACAAGGUGUCGCAGAGAAGAAUUGUAGACGAGACUGUGAUGUUGACUGCGAUCCUGAUGAAGACUCAUUGCAGUCUAUUAGUGAGAACCAGAGUUUGCACAGAAAAGGAUCAGAGCCACAGGACAGGCCCAUCAAAUCAGGUGACUGUGGGAAGACGUUUGAAGAGAUUCUGGAAGAGCAGCUCCAGCUGGAGAACGAUAGGUUAAGCAAGAGUGCUCCUGGUGAGGCAGUGAAGGUGAAGAGGCCAUAUCUGAGGAGAGGGGAAGGGUUGUCCAGAUUUAUGAGGGGCAAAGCCCCUGCACCUUCCAGAGAGAGAACUCAUUCAAGCACCAAACCCACUCCGUGCCAUGACCCUCCAGCCCCUCCGGGCGGUGCCCACCAGAGCUCUGAGCCAAAACGGCCUUCACCCAAAUCCUCAAACUCAAUUAAUGUUGUGAUCCAGCGCAAGACUGCUGUAAUAAACAAAGAUAACUUUCCUCAGAACAAGACUUCAGUAACGGCAACCAAACGUCUUGCUAAAGCUCGUGUUCUUGGAGCCAACCAGGGGCAUAUGAGCUCUGGGCUGUUCCAACACCACAGCAAGAGUGAUGGAAAGUGUGACCCUCAGCAGAAGAUCAUCUGCGACUCCAUGGUUGACGUCACCAAUGGGAAGCCAUCGGUAAAAAUUCAGGACACACGCACUCCAAGCAUGUGUGCGGCGGAGAACUCAUUCGAGGUUUGGCUCACGGAGCGUGGUGAGCACUGGGAAAGAGAUCAUCAACUCGAGCGUGUGGAGCUUGGUGAGUUCGAGCUGCUGGAGAGAGCGGCAGAUGAGUUCUCCUUCUCCAGUAACUCCUCCUUCAUCAACAAUCUCCUGUGCAGAGAUCAAAGACGCCUCUCCUCCACACCAGUCAAGCCACCACAGCGGCCUGUGUUACUGGGCCACCAUCACGAUGUCACAGCUAGCCCAAUGCAGCCAAGGGAUGAGAAGGCUCACAGUCCAGCAGUCCCUCCUGGAGGCACAGUGGCAGAGAUCACAAAGUCUGCUGGAGUGACAAGCGAGUGCUCUGAAGAUGAGGAGGAUAAGAGGAGGGAGGAGUCUAAUGCUUCAUUUUGUAGCAGCGCAGAAAUCCAGUGUCCUGUUGCCAGACCAAAUCAACCCUUCAGACACUGCUUCCAAGUGCCUGCACCCCCCUAUGAUAAACACUCUUACCAGGACAGAGAGAGAGCUGGCAGUUCAGAGGGAGAAGAGGAAAACGAUGAAUCUCAUACACUAGUGGGUAUCAGAGGUCAGGUGGAGUUUGAUGAUGACGACACAUGGAAUGAGCCCGAGGAUUUGACCUGCAGUUCGUCCAAGAUGGACAGUCAGCCAGACAGGGCCCUGAACAGGAAAGUUGCAGGAUCAAAGGGGACAGAUUCUGACAGUUCCUCAGCCAGCCCAACAGCCCAUGUGCCAGAAGCUCCACCCACAUGCCAGUUGGUAGCCAAGCUGUUUCCAGCUCUGAAGCCUAAACCCUGCCCUCGUCCCCCUGUAGUGCAAGAAGCAGAGGACAUGCACAGUGAAGAAGGAGCAGUCCGGUCAAGGUUACUCCGUGAGCGGUUGGUGGAGCUGGAGACUGAGAUUGAACGGUUCCGGAGAGAAAAUGCAGCCUUGAUCCGCCUCAGACAGGAAAACCAGGAUGUCAGAGAAACCUUACAAAAGGAAAGGGCCGAGUUCCAGCAGAAAAUGGCGGAUGAGACUGCGGAGUGGGAGGAGCUUAAGCGCGAGGAAGGGCGGAAGCUGCAGCGCGACAAAAAGCUGUUUGAGAAACAUGCUGCAGCUGUCAGGGCCAGGCCUGAUAAACAUGAGCGAGAUGAGAUACAGUCUCUAAAGCAGCAGCUGAAUGCUGUGCGUGAGGAUUUAAGAAAACGGGAGGCUCGGUGGUCCAGCACCCACAGCCGCCUUAGGCAGCAGUUAGACGCCCUCAGCGCAGAGAAUGCUACUCUCCGAGACCAGGUGCGCAUGCUUGAGAAACUUCGCCUGAGCGCUUGGAAAACUGCAGAGAAGGAGAGGGGAUGCUCCAACUCAGCUCCUAGGACAAAAUCGAAGAGUCCUCUUUUCAGUAAUCAGAACAGUGUACCUCAGAGCGACAGCAGCAGGAGAGAAAAUCCAGAAGUUCAAACUUCCGUCUUGAAGAACGACUGCCCAAAGGAGCUAUGCCCAGUGGCCACUCCAUACCAUGUGACCGAUAAACUGACUCGUCCUGAGGCGAGCACCCAUGAUUCUCAGCUAAUCAAAAGCUCUACCCACUUCUCAGAAUUGCACAGUGCAGGGGUUGUUACAGAGCAGGCAGAGAUGGAGCAGGAAGAGGUCACACACACAGAUGGCAAGAUUGAGAAGGUGCUUCCAGAUGGAGGUCGACUCAUUGUUUUCCCAAACGGCACGCGCAAAGAGCUGUCUGCUGACGGACUCUCAGUCAGUGUCACUUUUUUCAACGGAGAUAUCAAACACAUCAUGCCGGAUCAAAGAGUGAUUUAUUACCAUGCAAGUGCUCAGACCACACACACCACAUACCCUGAUGGUAUGGAAGUGCUGCAGUUCCCAAACAACCAAAUAGAAAAACACUUCCCUGACGGACAUAAGGAAAUCACGUUCCCUGAUCAGACGGUUAAGAAUCUCUACCCUGACGGGAGAGAGGAGAGUGUCCUAACAGAUGGCACAAUAAUACAGCAAAACCCAGAUGGCAGCAAGCAGAUCCAGUUCAACACAGGCCAGCGGGAGCUGCACACCGCAGACUUUAAAAGACGUCACUAUCCAGAUGGUACUGUUAAAACGGUUUACUCAGACGGACGACAGGAGACGCGCUACCCCACUGGCCGUGUGCGACUCAAAGAUCCACAAGGACAUGUCGUUAUGGACACCAAGGCCUGAGCAAUCAUGGACCUUUUUGGGCAAACGGUGUAGUGGCUGCGUCUUGUAUGUUUAGCUGUGAGCAUGUCCAUGUGUAUAUUAUUUACAUGUGAAUGUCAAGUAUUUAUUUUUGAAUGUACAUUUUUGUAAAAUAAAUAUUUUUGAGACUUA